Molecule: messenger RNA, 498 nt
Organism: Vicia faba (fava bean)
Lineage: Eukaryota; Viridiplantae; Streptophyta; Magnoliopsida; Fabales; Fabaceae
Source: the annotation of a GenBank genome assembly
AUGGAUCCCGAAACGGUUUCAGUCGAAAUCUCUAGUUUUGCGAUGCAGUUAAACAACUUUACUGGUUGGACUCUACAUUGUAGAGUAAAAGAGGAAGUGGAAAAAACUUGUUUCAAAUAUUUUACGAGAUUCCCGACGACUGAAAUUAAAAUCCCUAAGCAAAUGAUCGUCGCUUUACUUCGCUUUUAUGAUUACAAUGAAGAACACUUUGUGUUUGGGGAUACUAAAGUUGAUCUUGAUCUUGAAGAUGUAAUGUACAUCACAGGACUUCCCAUUGAUGGAAAACAGAUUUCAGGAUUUGAACCAGGAGAUCCUAUUGAGACAAUAGUAAAUCAUUUGUCCCUACAUCCAGUUGAAGCUAAUGAUUUGCUAUUUCCUAAUAAGAGAGGAAAAAAGUCUCAUAAUAUAAGUUUAAAACGUUUGAAAGAAAAAUUUCAGAGCAUUGAUGUUACUGAGGAGAAUUUAUUUAUUUACCUUUUCUUGAAGUACUUGAUAUAG